This is a messenger RNA of Podospora anserina S mat+, 975 nucleotides long. RefSeq lists its product as uncharacterized. Gene Ontology annotation, biological process: 5-phosphoribose 1-diphosphate biosynthetic process; purine nucleotide biosynthetic process; ribonucleoside monophosphate biosynthetic process. The annotation marks the transcript as partial. NCBI's taxonomy places the organism in Eukaryota, Fungi, Ascomycota, Sordariomycetes, Sordariales, Podosporaceae. The record is from RefSeq and is a predicted model, not a curated record. Gene Ontology annotation, molecular function: magnesium ion binding; ribose phosphate diphosphokinase activity. Gene Ontology annotation, cellular component: ribose phosphate diphosphokinase complex; cytoplasm. The transcript has 6 exons.
CGAUUUGUUCGGGUCUUGUCUGACGCAGACAGGCCCCUCUUGAUUCUUCUUCUUCAUCAUGUCGGCAGAAAUGGCGAACGAGAUCAAGCUGAUCAGUGGCCGCAGCCACCCCGAGCUGAGCGACAAGAUUGCGAAGCGGUGGCGAGGACCAUCUCCCUCAACUACUCCAACCAGGAAACCUCCUUCACUGUCGGCGAGUCGGUCCGCGACGAGGAUGUCUUCAUUGUGCAGUCCACCGCUACCGGCGACGUGAACGAGGGCUUGAUGGAGCUGUUGAUCAUGAUCUCGGCCUGCAGAACUGCUAGCUGUUAUGACAAGAAGGACAAGUCCAGAGCUCCCAUCAGCGCCAGAUUGGUCGCCAACAUGCUCCAGACAGCUGGCGCGAACCACAUCGUGACGGUCGACCUCCACGCUUCUCAGAUCCAGGGCUUCUUCAGUGUCCCAGUCGACAACCUCUACGCCGAGCCCUCUUUCCUCCGCUACAUCAGGGAAAACUUCAACCCAGAAGACUGCGUCAUUGUGUCACCCGAUGCCGGCGGUGCCAAGCGCGCUACCUCGAUUGCCGAUCACCUCAACACCGCUUUCGCUCUCAUCCACAAGGAGCGCCCCCGGCCAAACGUUGUCGGUCGCAUGGUCCUUGUCGGCAACGUUGAGGACAAGGUUGCCAUUCUCGUUGACGACAUGGCUGAUACCUGCGGCACUCUGGUCAAGGCUGCCGCGGUGCUCAAGGAGAACGGCGCCAAGUCGGUGCUGGCCCUUGUUACCCACGGUAUUCUGUCUGGCAAUGCCAUUGAGACCUUGAAUGGAAGCGUCCUCACCGCCCUGGUGGUCACCAACACUGUGCCACUCGGCGACAAGGUGCAGAGGUGCCCCAAGCUUCGUGUUAUCGACAUCAGCCCGACCGUUGCCGAGGCCAUCCGUCGUACUCACAAUGGCGAAUCCGUAUCGUAUCUUUUCACUCACGCCCCCGUCUAA